Messenger RNA from Filobasidium floriforme, 2680 nucleotides. Its product is annotated as chloride channel. Gene Ontology annotation, biological process: intracellular copper ion homeostasis; intracellular iron ion homeostasis; transmembrane transport. The coding region runs from base 111 to 2615 and encodes 834 amino acids. Gene Ontology annotation, cellular component: early endosome; membrane; fungal-type vacuole. The record is from RefSeq and is a predicted model, not a curated record. NCBI's taxonomy places the organism in Eukaryota, Fungi, Basidiomycota, Tremellomycetes, Filobasidiales, Filobasidiaceae. Gene Ontology annotation, molecular function: voltage-gated chloride channel activity. The transcript has 18 exons.
CAGCAACCAGCUAUCGAGUCUCUUGAUCUCUUGAUCACCUGACGACCUUACACAGUUCGCGGCGAGGAGGACACGGCUGCCGUUCCAGCUUCUCUUCGUGGAUUACCGCCAUGUCCCGCGAUGUGAGCCACCUCGGCGAACCCCCGACCAUUAUCAGACGGACGAGCUCGCCCUUGCAUCUCCCAGCGAACAAGAGGGAGGAUGCCUCGCAGAUCGAGGAGAUUAGACGGUACGAGGACUUUAGUACCGUGGACUGGAUCGAGGAUUCACUCCACGAAAGAGAUCUCCGAUCCAAGAACCUGCCCAAGGAUCCGAAUUCCUUCUCUGGGCGGAUGAGCAAUGUCCCCGGGAUCGUCGGGUACCUCUACAGGGCGUUGGCCCAAUUGGGGGAAGAGGGGGAAGGUUGGGUCGUCGUCACCCUGGUCGGCAUCUUGAUCGGACUCAACGCCGCCCUGAUCUCCAUCGUCACCGCCUGGCUAUCGGACAUGAAACUGGGAUACUGCUCCACGGGAUGGUGGCUGUCCCAAAAGUUCUGUUGCGCAGAGAUCUCGGCCGAAGGGGCUGCUUGUGAAGAAUGGAGGUCGUGGGGCGGGAUCGAGCCGUUCCAGUAUAUCGCCUACGUCUUGUUCGCGGCCCUGUUCUCUUAUUCAGCGGGCAAGCUCGUCAAAUCGUUCGCUCCCUAUGCAGCCGGGUCGGGUAUAUCCGAGAUCAAGUGUAUCCUAGGUGGAUUCAUCAUCAACGGGUUCCUCAGCAUCUGGACACUGGCCAUCAAGAGUCUGACUCUGCCUCUUGCGAUCGGAUCGGGGUUGUCGGUGGGGAAAGAAGGUCCCUCGGUACACGUCGCGUGCUGCGUGGGUAGCGUCGUCGGAGGGAUGUUUGCCAAAUACAGGGCUAGUCACGCCAAGAUGAGGGAGAUCUUGACGGCGGCCAGUGCUGCAGGAGUCGCCGUAGCCUUCGGUUCGCCCAUCGGCGGAGUCUUGUUUGCGAUCGAAGAGAUGAGUCACAACUUUACCAAUAAGACCAUGUGGAAGAGUUUCGUAUGCGCCUUGGUGGCGACGUUUACCUUGUCCAUCAUGAACCCUUUCCGGACGGGCAAGCUCGUCUUGUUUCAAGUAUCGUACGAUCGGGACUGGCACUAUUUCGAGAUUCCCUUUUAUAUCUUGAUCGGAGUGUUCGGAGGACUGUAUGGCGCUUUCGUCAUCAAAUUCAACCUCCAAGUCGCUGCGUUCCGACGUCGGAAUCUAGCCACACACGGAAUCUACGAAGCGGUCUUUUUGGCCGUGCUCUCCGCCAUGAUCGGAUACUUUAAUCGGUUCCUGAGGAUUGACAUGACGGAAAGUCUCGAAAUCCUCUUCAAGGAGUGUGAAGGUGGUGGUGAUUAUUCAGGAUUGUGCCAGUCGUCUUCACAAUGGCGGAUGGUCAAUUCUCUCCUGCUCGCUACGAUCAUCCGGACCUUCUUGAUCGUAUUGUCUUAUGGAUGCAAGGUACCGGCAGGUAUCUUUGUACCGUCAAUGGCUGUGGGAGCUGUCUUUGGCCGGAUGGUUGGGAUCAUCGUCAAGGCUAUGUAUCUUGCCAACCCGGAAGCUAGUUACUUUGCCAGCUGCGCACCAGAUCAGCCUUGCAUUACCCCAGGGACAUAUGCGUUUUUGGGGGCGGCUGCUGCUCUAGGCGGUAUCACCCGAAUCACAGUUACCGUCGUCGUCAUCAUGUUCGAGUUGACGGGUGCCUUGACCUACAUUCUGCCCACCAUGAUCGUCCUGCUUUUCACCAAGGCAGUUAGCGACUUCUUUGGUGGUGGAGGGAUGUCGGACCAAAUGAUCAAGUUCAACGGCUUUCCUUUUCUUGAGAAAGAGGACAAGGAAGCUGGCGACGCUUCUUACCUCGAGCCGAUCGUCAACGUGAUGAAGCGGGACAUAGUCGUUAUGAGAGCAGACGGGAUGAAAACGCAGGAAAUCGAGGAAAUCUUGCAAACUACUAGCUAUCGAGGAUUUCCUGUUGUCAAAGGAGUACGGGAUAAUACCAUUCUGGGCUUCAUCCGAAAAUCCGAGUUGGGAUAUGCAUUGGACAAGAUUCGCAUGACAAGAGGAUCGUCUGCAGAUGUCAUCUGUACCUUCCGGCAGAGCUCGUCGAAUGACAUUCGGCCCGGCAGUAGCUCAGCCACUGAAACGCGUGCGGAUCACGUCGACUUGGGACGGCAUGUCGAUCAAACCUCUUUGAACGUGUCUCCUCAGCUUCCGCUUGAGAUUGUAAUGCAAAUGUUCCGACGAAUGGGUCCUCGGGUGAUUCUGGUUGCUCAAGAGGGACAACUCUUGGGGCUAGUCACUGUCAAGGAUGUUCUGAGACAUGAAGCUGCAGUGGAACAUGCACACAAGAAUCGCCAAGCCCAGGUCGUUGCGCCGGACUGGCGAGACGGCAUCUGGAACCUGGAUGAGAACGCCGCAGGGCUGGAGGUGGUACUCGAAGAAGCCCUGUCCCGGGUCAAACUCGCCACGGAAGGCGUGCAUAACCUUUUGGACCGGAUCUUUAAUCGCAAUCGAGCAGGGACCUGGACCAGACCGAACGAUGAUACCAGAACAGCGGCGGAGGAGUAUGAGCUGGCUCCUGAUCAGCGAUAGCUGGAGCAUAGGGUGUAUAUUGCAUUUUGUCAUGACGAGGAUAUAGAUGUGUUUGCGAUUCUCAA